Messenger RNA from Pelecanus crispus (Dalmatian pelican), 959 nucleotides. NCBI's taxonomy places the organism in Eukaryota, Metazoa, Chordata, Aves, Pelecaniformes, Pelecanidae. The record is from RefSeq and is a predicted model, not a curated record.
GGAUCUACCGCACAGAAAAAGACAAAGGCACCUUGUAUGAGCUGACUUUCAAAGGAGACACAAAACACCAGUUUAAGAAGAUUGUUUUAUUCCGGCCAUUCGGUCCUGUAAUGAAAGUGAAAAAUGAAAAUGUCAAUAUGGCUGACACGCUUAUUAAUGUCAUUGUGCCAUUGGCCAAGAGAGCCAGCAAAUUUCGGCAAUUCAUGCAGAAUUUCAGGGAAAUGGGCAUACAGCAGGAUGGGAGAAUUCACCUCACUGUAGUUUACUUUGGAAAAGAACAAAUGAAUGAAGUCAAAUCGAUACUUGAAAAUACCUCCAAGUCAGCCAACUUCAAGAACUUCACCUUCAUCCAAUUGAAUGAAGAAUUUUCCAGGGGCAAAGGAUUAGAUGUUGGUGCUCGAUUUUGGAAAGGAAACAAUGUUGUUCUCUUUUUUUGCGAUGUGGACAUAUACUUCACAGCUGAAUUCCUCAACUCCUGUAGAUUGAACACACAGCCAGGGAAGAAGGUGUUUUAUCCUGUUCUCUUCAGCCAGUAUAACCCCAGUAUAAUUUAUGGCCACCAUGAUUCCAUCCCAUCUUUAGAACAGCAGCUGAUUAUUAAAAAAGAAACUGGAUUUUGGAGAGACUUUGGUUUUGGGAUGACGUGCCAGUACAGAUCUGAUUUUAUCAACAUAGGUGGCUUUGAUCUGGACAUUAAAGGCUGGGGUGGUGAAGAUGUACAUCUGUACCGCAAAUACCUUCACAGCAACCUCAUCGUGAUCCGAACGCCUGUCAGGGGUCUCUUCCAUCUGUGGCAUGAAAAGCAAUGUCUGGACGAGCUGACCCCAGAGCAGUAUAAAAUGUGCAUGCAGUCCAAGGCCAUGAAUGAGGCUUCUCAUGGCCAGCUUGGGAUGCUUGUUUUCAAGCAAGAGAUUGAGACACACCUGCACAGACAGAAACUGAGCAGUAAGAAGACAUGA